Molecule: messenger RNA, 681 nt
Organism: Prosopis cineraria
Lineage: Eukaryota; Viridiplantae; Streptophyta; Magnoliopsida; Fabales; Fabaceae
Product: NDR1/HIN1-like protein 13
Exons: 1
Coding region: 1-681 (226 amino acids)
Biological process (GO): defense response to other organism
Source: RefSeq, a predicted model, not a curated record
AUGCAAGGCCAUGACCCUAUUCCGAUCCAAAACCCACCCGACCCUAAACCCUUCAGUCGCCGCCACACCGCUGGCUACUACGUCCAACGUGUUCGUGACAGCCUCACGACUCGAGUCUCCAAACUCAUAUGCGCCACUCUCUUGAUUUUCCUCGUCGUUAUUGCCAUGAUCACCUUCGUCCUCUGGAUCAGCCUCCGCCCGCAUCGCCCUAAAGUUCAUGUUCAUGAGUUUUCGGUGUCGGGUCUGAACCCAGAGUCCAAGUUCAAAAAUGCUCAGAUAAACUUCAACCUGACGACCAGAAACUCGAACCAGAAUAUCGGCAUUUAUUACGAGAACAUGAACGGGUCGGUUUAUUAUAGGGACCACAACAUUGGGUCGACGCCAUUACUUCGUCCGUUCUACCAGGAGCCGAAGAAAACGACGGUGGUUGGCGGCCUUCUGAGGGGAGCGACUCUAAAGAUGAGCAGGGAGCUUUGGGCGGAAGCGUUGGGCGAUGAGAAGGCGAAGCGGAACGUGGCGUUCCGUUUGGAUUUUACGGCCACGAUCAGAUUCAAAAUAUCAAUGUGGGAAAGCAAGCACCAUCGGAUGCACGCCAACUGUGAUGUCACUGUGGGCCCCGACGGCUCCAUCUUGGAUGCUUUCAGAGACAAGAGGUGCCCCGUUUACUUCUCUUUGAAGUGA